Ostrea edulis (European flat oyster) is the source of this 2945-nucleotide messenger RNA. RefSeq lists its product as uncharacterized. The record is from RefSeq and is a predicted model, not a curated record. NCBI's taxonomy places the organism in Eukaryota, Metazoa, Mollusca, Bivalvia, Ostreida, Ostreidae. Gene Ontology annotation, molecular function: NAD binding; NADP binding; oxidoreductase activity, acting on the CH-OH group of donors, NAD or NADP as acceptor.
CCAUUUAGAAAAAUCCUUCCCAGAAUUCUUAUAAAAAUCAUGGCGACCGGUUUUGAAAUAGAUGAUUUGGUGUGGGCAAAGAUGAAGGGGUUUCCUGCAUGGCCAGGAAAGAUUAUCGAGCCAAAGCCUGAAGUGAAGAGACCUGCAAAUAACAAAAAAGUGCAUCACUUUGUGUUUUUCUUUGGAUCUGAAAACUAUGCCUGGAUACAAGAAGAAAAUGUGUACCUGUACAGUGACCACAGAGACAAAUUUAAACUGGAGAAACGGAUUCCAAAAGGAUUCAAAGAGGCUCUAGAAGCUAUUGAAGAUGAACUAAAGGAAAAGCCAUUUAUUAAAACUUUCAAGACACAAGAGUUGCCAUCAAUUGAUGAAGAACUGGCUCAGAUCUUUCCGGGGAAACCUUCAAGUCCUCAUAAGGAUUACACAAGGGAACCUUUAAAAGGGAAAAGGAAAAAGAAAACAGAGGAAGCAAAAGAAAGCAGUAAGUCUACAGAUACCCAAACUCAGUCAAAGAGGAAAAGGGGCUCUGCCUCAGAAGAACAUCCUAAACCCAAGAAACCAAAAGUCAUCGCGAAAGUGACAGGAUCACCCAGUAAAAUCACCCUGUCUCCAGACCACAAGCUGAAACCCAAAAUACGUGCAGAACUUCCAUCUCCAAGGCCUGAACACAAUUUGCCCAUGUCACCCCCCAGUAACAGCUACAUACAGAGUUCCUUGUCUCCAGGUAACUCCUCAGCCUCAACUCAAAUAGAAGAGACUCUCCUCAAGGUCAAACCAGUUGCCAAACCUUCAGUGAUACCCACUCCCAUGCGGAUCGGGUUCCUGGGGCUAGGAAUCAUGGGACAGGGCAUGGUUAUGAACUUACUUAGGUCAGGUCAUGAGGUUACUGUGUGGAAUAGGACAGCGCUGAAGUGCAGAGAUUUUGUCAAGUCUGGGGCAUUCAAAGGAAAUAAUCCAGCAGAGGUUGUUCAGUCAUGUGACAUUACCUUCUCCUGUGUUGCAGACUCAACAGCAGUCAAAGAUCUGGUAUUUGGUAAUUAUGGAGUGCUGCAAGGAAUUUCCAAAGGAAAAUGUUAUGUUGAGAUGUCUACCAUAGAUGAAGAGACUAUGCAGGAUGUUGCAGAGGCCAUAACAGCACGAGGGGGUGUGUUUUUGGAAUCUCCUGUAGUGGAAGCGGUUCCUGCCUUGGAGGGCCAGCUUAUCAUUCUAGCAGCUGGGGAGAGGAAGCUUUAUGAUGAAUGCUACUCAUGUUUUGAGGCCAUUGGCAAGAAGUCUCUCUAUCUAGGGGCAGACAUAGGAGCAGCCACUAGGAUGAAACUGAUUGUUAACAUGGUGAUGGGUACUGUGGUAGCAGGCUUGGCAGAAGCGAUGGCAAUGGCAGAGAAAGUGGGUCUGGACCAGGAAGAUGUUGCAGAGGUCCUCUCUGCUGGGGCUCUGUCCUGUUCCACAGUGGUCCACAAAAGUCAAGCAAUUCUGAGCCAGCGAUAUGACCCCCACUUCCCACUACAACACCAGCAAAAAGAUCUGAGAUUAGCGCUGCUUCUGGGAGACAAAGUAGAGCAGCCAUUAUAUGUGGCCUCUGCAGCUAAUGAGCUCUACAAGAAAGCUCGAAGACUUGGAUAUGGUGAAAGUGAUAUAUCUGCUGUUUAUCGUGCUGCCAGUAAUUGAGUUUGUAUGACGGACCUUUGUGAGAAUUGUUGAUCAUCACUUGACAUGACUUUGAAAUAAUCAAUGACUGUCAUGUGAUUAAUCGUGCAAUGACCCUGGUGAUUAUAUCAGCAGGAGCACCAAUGGCAGUCUUCAUAAUGGAGCAGACAGUGCGAAACUGCAAUUCUUCUGUGAAGAAACAUAAUCGCCACUACUGUCAUUAGUUACUUUUACUUAAAAAGGGACCAUGUGAUCGCUUCAGAAAAAUAGUAAUGUUUUAGAGAUGUUUUAUGAAUUUUGUAAGUUUUUAAUCAGUUCAGACAGCUUGUAACAAUGGUGUAUUUUUUUUUUGUAUUUUUUUUUUUAUUUAUAUUAUUAUACAUAAAUUGUUCUUUUUAAAGAAUAAUUUGAUGUGAAUUUUGUUUUCUCAAUAAAUUUUUUUUAUGUAGGCAAUGAAUGAUUUAAAGUCAUUUAGGAGAUAAAUGGUUCCAUGAGUUACUUUGAUUAUCAACUAUUAAUAUGAUUUGGAUUUAGAAAAAAGCACUGUCAAAAUAGAUAGUAUGACUAAAUGAACAAUUAUUGACGACACACUGUCUUCAUGUUUUGUCUUCAGGUUUUGUUGACAGUAAUACACAAGCAUGCCCACACAGAUACCCACCACGCACACACACACACACACACCGCACACACACACACACACACACACACACACACACACACCCUUCCACUAUACAGCAUUAUUUCAUCCAGAUCUAAAACUAUGGCAGCUAUACUGGAAUUUAACGUGCUGUAAUGAACCCUUACUAGAGUCGAUCAUCUUCAAAUGGGAGGGUUGGUUUUUUUUUUGUAAAUGAUAAAAACAAAUUGUAAUAUUGGUAUUACAUAAAAAAAUAAUAUGAUGAAUUGUACCUGUAGAUGUUUGUGAAGAACUUUACAAAAUAUCAUAAAACUUGUAUUCAUUUUCCCCCCAUUCUUUUUGUUAUCAGAACAAUUUAUCUCAGAGUCUGUGUGUAUGCUUUGAUAUUUAAAGACAAUGUAGUUAUUAUUUUUCACAGAAUUGUAUAAGAAAAAGAGGAGUACUAGUAUGUAUGAAGAUUUUUAGUUUACUACACAAAACCUGAUGUAUGUUUGCUUUCAUUUUGUGAAUCCAGGAAUGCAUGUAGUCAUGCUAAGUGCAGAUAUUUGCAUCAAAGGCUGUACAAAACUUUGUAUAUAUUGUAUUAAAUUCUAGUGUGUGCUGAGUUCUGUCUGUAGACAUAAAAUGUUGUAUAUCAAAAUCAUUAAAAAACACACCAAUU